AGUCGAUGGACAGGGAUCGCGCAUCGUGAUUCGUGCAGGUCCCGAGGAAAUCACCUACAUCGAUCGCUCGUAAACAUUACUUGUUUCAAUGCGCUCUGCAGUAUUAUGCAUAUCAAUUAGAUUAACGAAAUGAAGAAUAGACUGCUUAAUCAUGCCUGAUAAUAUAAAUAGAAAAUAAGUAUGCAAAGUGAAGUGAAUUUCGUUUAUUGACGAAAAGGAAAACAAAAUACUACAAAUGAAUCCGAAAAACAGCAAUGAGAUGGAUACCAGUGCUAUCGAAGCGAACUUUGUUUAUUUUUUUCAUAUUAUUGUUUCUAUUAUAUUUAUUUUAUGCUUUGAAUUCUUGUUUAGUUGACGAAAAAAAGUUCACACUAAAAUACAUUUUUAUAAAGCAGCAUAUAUCGAAAUAUAGAGAGGCAAGCGUACGUUUCGCUUCGCUUUUAGGGUUUAAUGUGGAGGACGGCUACAAGUACACGCGGCUCAAACAAAACGAAGUACCCGUAAAGAGACUUCCUGACGCACUUGUUAUAGGCGUGAAGAAAUGUGGGACGAGGGCAUUGCUGGAGUUUUUAAGAUUACAUCCCGAUGUCAGGGCUGCUGGAUCAGAGGUGCACUUCUUUGAUAAAUUCUACCACAAGGGUUUUGAAUGGUACAGGGACAAGAUGCCUCCAACUCUGGAGGGCCAGAUCACAAUGGAGAAGACACCGUCGUACUGGGUCACUAGGUCGGCUCCCAGACGUGUGUAUGCCAUGAAUCCCAGCGUCAAACUGCUCGCUGUCGUACGGGACCCAGUGACAAGAGCCAUCAGUGAUUAUACGCAGUCAGCCAGUAAACGUCCCUCGCUCCCUCGUUUCGAAGACCUAGCGCUAGUCAACAGCUCAGCAGGUUGGGGCCCUGUCCCCUCAGUGGUAGACGCGUCUUGGCCGCCGGUCAGGCUCGGGGUGUACGCCAGGCCGUUGCGGAGGUGGCUGCGAAGGUUUGCCAGGUCCAAGUUGCUGCUGAUCAGCGGGGAGAGGCUGGUGGUAGACCCGGCUGCUGAGAUGGCAAGAGUACAGGAGUUCCUUGGUCUAAAACGGGUGAUAACAGAAAAGCACUUCUACUUCAAUUCAACCAAGGGUUUUCCGUGUCUCUUGAAGUCUGAAAGUCGAUCGACACCGCACUGUCUGGGCAAGACAAAGGGCCGAAGUCACCCACAUAUAGACCCUAAAACUAUUGAAAGACUGAGAGACUUCUAUCGGCCAUUUAACGAAAGGUUCUAUGAGUUAGCUGGUAUAAAUUUUGGGUGGCCUUGAAACUGACGGAAACUGAAAAAAAGAGGUAACUUGAAUAUGAAAACAUGAUACUUGUUCAUGUUUUAAUGUAUAUUAAAAUAUCAAGACGGUUACAUCAUAGUAAUACAAACGCAUGCCAUAUAAUUUUGCGGAUAAAGUGUGAUAAUUAUGAUUAAUGUGUUUAUCAGAAACAUUAACCAAGGCAUGACAUUAAACAUCAAUGUUACUUAGUACCUUCCACUUACUCUUAAUCCAGAUAAAUACUGAUGCUUCCUUAGUAAAUACCUAUACAUUAGGUACUAAGAAAUUGUAUACUUAGCCUUAACACUUUCAUUACCACUACGAUUUUCACGAUGUUUACUCAGAUUAUCAGAUGCCGCCUACAUUUUACGUUGGACUCGCUAGGCGAGUCGCUGGCACUGCAACAUGAAUUGCAUCGACUCGCCACGCGAGUUCAGUGGCAUUGCGUUAGGGUAAAAAUAAUGUUUUGUUAUUUUUGUGGCCGUGACAGUCUACGUUGCAUGUUUAACGCAAUUAAAAAGUGUUUAACUAAUACGGUGUAAUUUAACAUAUAAAAAUGGCAAGAAACACUAUAGUAUAGUCCUUACUUAACAAAGUUGAAGGGAUUACACACUAUAUCGUUUUACACAGAUCCUAACUAUUUAGUGCGUACCUCCUUAAAAAAAAAAAAAUACUAUGUGAUAUGUUAAUAUACCAUUGUUCAUAAUUAUAAUCCAUUCCAAUGAAGUUAUCAAUAACUAUAAAAAUAUGUUUUAUCGUUACAUUUGAGUAUUUACUUUAUAAGCUAAAUGCGGGUAGUCGCUUAUUAGUUCCUAGUCAGCCAUUCUGACACGUGUUCGAUUUGAUAUCAUUUACUGUUAUCGCUCCACAAUUUAUACGAUUAUGGAGCUAUAUCAUUAUAUAGUGAACAUGCUUAUAGCUUUAGGUACUUAAUAUUCCUAAUUUAGACUAAAUAUGUUGUAGUUUAUGAUUAAGGGAGUAUAUUGGUCAAAGGCAAAAAUGCAAAUUCUUGUGAAGUCACCACAUCAAGCUGCCAAGGGAAUUGCUGCCUAAAUGCAAAGAAGCAAGAAUGAAAAUCCAGUUAACAAUUUGCAUUUGUGUGUUUUGGCUUUGAAGACUGAAAUGUGAAUUAUGGGAUAGGAUAGAAUCAAACUUGUAAGAGGCGCUUUGGACACUCAGUAAGGAAUCACUAAUUGUUUAAAAGCGUCAUCAUUAUUUCCAAUUUUGUUUUACCCCAAAAAGUAUUCAGGUCAAUUCAUAUGUAAGUUAAAACAGUCAAAAUUCCAAAAAUUGUUAACAUAUAAAGAAACAUUUAAUUUUCUAUAAUUUUAAAGCUGAUAUAAUUCCAUUUCAUAAUAUAUUUACUAAAUGAAAUGUCUUGCCACUAAUGUUAUGUGAACACGAUGGUUGUGUAAAGUAAACGAAUCAAGUGAUAGAGUAGUACCAUGUGCCAUUUAUCAUAAAUAGGUAUUUAUAUUAAUUAGAUACAGAAUUUUGUACGCAAACCAGUAUCUAUUCUUCCUAUUAGUAAUGUAUAAGAGCAAUGGCUCAUAGGAGACUCAAUUUUGUCUGUAUUGUGUCUGAAUUGUGUCUGUCUCAUUUCCGAUUAUCGUUUGCCUUUAAUGAUAUUUUAUGCAUCAAGUAACUAGCUCACAGGGCCCCAAUUCUGCUAUUUACAAUGGCCGAUGAAUUAAUAGAAAUUGGAUUAUAUUGGCACUUUUCCUUUUAUUCUAAGCAUUUUUCUAACACAAUAAUUGGAAACUUAGUACGGGGAGGAAUACUCACAGAAAACACAACAAAUACAGUCAAUACGAGGAAUAGUUUCAAAUUUUAUCCAAUUGCCAUUCAUUCAUCGGCCAUUGUCAAUAGCAGAUUCGGGGCCCUGUUCUAUUUGACAGAAAGCACUUGCCAUGAAGUAUCAAUCUGUAUUUAAUUUAAAUUAAUGAACAAAAAUUCUAUAGCCCGUAUUUUCUUAUUGUUGCUUCAAGCUAUUUAGAACGUAAAUUUAAAGCACCAUAAUUCAGGGGUACUGCAACUUUCUGGGGUGAAUAAUGUUUUAAAUUUAUUUACUGAUGAAUUGAAGAUUUCUACUCUGAAUUUAAAAAUUAAAUCUGUAGGUACAAUUCUUGAGGUUCCUGACUUUAUUAUAUUAGUAUAAUAGAUUUCCUAUACACCUCAUUAGUAGCAAUACAACUCAAAUUACGGUAUCAAACAAAAUGAUUAAAUCCAAAAGAAAAUUUACCUUCAAUCCAUUUUUUCCUACAUUUUAUCUAUUUAUCAAAAAUUACGUAUCAACUUGUCGCCUGUUUUAUGUAUAUAUUUAUAAAAUACAAACCUCCUCGUUUAUUGUAUUAGUGUAUAAAAUAUUGCGAUCUAGCUUAAAACUAGUUAUACUUGCACUGAGCCCUCCGAAACACUUGUGCCAUGUAGCUGCUUAAUAGCAUAGAUAGCUUAAUAUAUUAGAAUAAGCCUGUUUUCAACAUGUAAGAUAUUUAAAUAAAAUACGCAUAUAACAAUAAACGUAUAUGUUUUUAAUUGUUGUUAUUCAUAUAAUAUAUGACACCAUUAUUAAGAGGUAAUACAUGGGACCUGAUACAUAUGUAAUAAAAUUAUUACUUCACAAAGCAUAGCUUAUAACAAUUCUUACUGACAUGCUGGCGACAAUCGUACAAAAAAAAAACGGUUGACUCUAUUGACCUAUUAAAAAAAACAAUUAUUAUUUAUUUACAUUACAAAAUCAG
This is a messenger RNA of Trichoplusia ni (cabbage looper), 4033 nucleotides long. It is a transcript of the gene Hs3st-B, whose product is annotated as heparan sulfate glucosamine 3-O-sulfotransferase 3A1. The transcript is spliced from 6 exons. NCBI's taxonomy places the organism in Eukaryota, Metazoa, Arthropoda, Insecta, Lepidoptera, Noctuidae. Bases 255 to 1292 code for a protein of 345 amino acids. The record is from RefSeq and is a predicted model, not a curated record. Gene Ontology annotation, molecular function: [heparan sulfate]-glucosamine 3-sulfotransferase activity.